Molecule: messenger RNA, 1707 nt
Organism: Heterostelium album PN500
Lineage: Eukaryota; Evosea; Eumycetozoa; Acytosteliales; Acytosteliaceae
Gene: fszA
Product: cell division protein FtsZ
Exons: 2
Coding region: 1-1707 (568 amino acids)
Biological process (GO): organelle fission; cell division
Cellular component (GO): cytoplasm; cell division site
Molecular function (GO): GTP binding; GTPase activity
Source: RefSeq, a predicted model, not a curated record
AUGAAUUAUUUACAAUUAAAAAUCUGCAGAGACCUACUUAAGGUCUCUAACAAAACAUCACUAUUCAAUGGAUACUCAACACCUUCUCAAGUAAUUCCAAGGUUGUCAGUUAGAAACUAUUCAAAGAUAACUGUUGUCGAUGAUAGAAAUUGGAUAUCGAUUCCAAGAAUCACUGUUUGUGGUGUUGGUGGUGGUGGAUGUAACUCUGUCAAUAAUAUGAUCAAGAAACAAUUGUAUGGUGUCGAUUUCGUUGUUGCCAAUACCGAUGCUCAAGCACUGGCCAUCAGUGAUAGUGAGAAGGUUGUGCAACUAGGAAAGGUAUUGACUCGUGGAUUGGGUGCAGGUGCCGUUCCUGAUGUUGGACGUCGUGCCGCAGAGGAAUCACUCGAUGAGCUGAUGGAGCAGAUCGGUGACACUCAAAUGCUCUUUGUCACUGCCGGUAUGGGUGGUGGAACCGGUACUGGUGCCGCUGCAGUUGUCGCCGCCGCCGCCAAAGCUCGUGGAAUCUUGACCGUCGGAAUCGUCACCAAGCCAUUCCACUUUGAGGGACGUCAUCGUAUGAAGUUGGCAGAGGCCGGACUCGCCUCUUUGGAGUCGGCAGUCGACAGUUUAAUCGUAUUGCCAAAUCAGCGAUUGAUGGAGGUCCAGGCUAGUGCCGGAUCGCCAAUGUCCAUCAAUCAGGCAUUUUCGAUGGUCGACGAUGUUCUUUACAACGGUGUCAAGGGUAUCUCUGAUAUUCUAGUGAAGCCAGGUUUGAUCAAUUUGGAUUUCGCAGACGUCCGAUCGAUUAUGUGUGACAGUGGAAAAACACUGAUGGGAACCGGUGAGGCUGAGGGUCAAGGACGUGAUCUUAUUGCCGCCGAACAAGCUUUGAACAACCCAUUGUUGGAGAAUAUCGAUAUUGCCGGUGCCAAAGGUGUGCUACUUAAUAUUUCAGGUAGUGAUGUUACACUUGCCGAGGUCGACCAGAUCGUCAGUUUAGUAAGCAGUCGUGUCGACCCAUCUGCCAACAUCAUCUUUGGUUCCACUUUGGAUCCAGAGUUGAGUGGAAAAGUUAGAGUCACUUUGAUUGUCACUGGAAUCAACAAUGAAUUAUUACAUGAAAAGUUGGAACAACAAUACAAUGCACAAGUUCAACAACAACAAAUUCAACAACAACAGCAACAACAACAACCACAAGUUCAACAUCAACAACAACCACCACAGUUUCAACAAAUGAAUCCACAACAAAUUCAACAACAACAAUUCCAUCAACAACAAACUAAUGUAAUGGCUGGAAACAAGCAGCCACAGCAAGGUUCAAGUGUUUUCAGCGGAGCUAUCAAACAACAACAAAACACAUUCGAUCCAAAGCAACAACAACAACAACAACAACAUCUCAUGGAACAACAAAAACCAAAAUACACUUACCCAUACCAACAAUUCCAGCAACAACAAGCUCAACAACCACAACAAGCUCAACAACCACAACAAGUUCAACAACAACAACAAAAGCCAAUGAAUGUUCAACAACAGCAACCACAACAAUACCAACAACCAAUUCAACAACAACAACAACAGCAGCAACCACAACAACAACAAAACUUGAUGUACCAACAAGACCAACAACAACAACAGCCACCAUUCCAACAAAACAACCAAUUCUAUAAUCAAGUUCCACAACAACCAGAAUCACAACCAAAAAGAUGGUGGGAGAACUUAAUAUAA